Chilo suppressalis (striped riceborer) is the source of this 1177-nucleotide messenger RNA. The record is from the annotation of a GenBank genome assembly. Lineage: Eukaryota; Metazoa; Arthropoda; Insecta; Lepidoptera; Crambidae.
AGAGAAUACAUAUGGAAAUGCUUGUUUGUCAUAUAAUAAUAAAUCCAUGACGUCAUGUCAAGUUGAGUUUACAUUUCAAAUAUAAUUUCAAAUUACCAUAAAACAACAUAAACAUUGUCAAUAAUUUUGUUAUAAAACAUUAUAUUAAAUCAAAAUGUCUGCGUCACUUGAUUCAUCAUUAGACCCUAUGGAAGAGAUAAGAUUUCGAAAAAAGCAUGGCUCAAUGUGGAUGGAGAUACAGAAAGAAACCCAUUUCACAUUUGAUGAACUAGAACAAAUAAUGGUAAUUUUCUUCAAAAUACAGAAACGUGACGAAAAGCCCGCUGCAAGCGAUUUAAUAUCAAGAGCUCACUUCAGGGAUGUUCUCCACACUGGUCUGGGAAUGACUGACGCCUAUAUGAUGGAACGGGUCAUGGUGGCACUUGAUCGUGGCACUUCACCUUACGUCACCAUGGCGACUUUUGCCAAAGCCCUGUCACUUUACCUACGCGGUGACCUCGAGGAGAGAAUAUCAUACGCUUUUACCUGCUAUGACUUACUGGGAGAAGGAUCACUUAGACGAGAAACUAUGUAUCAGCUCAUGAAAAAAAGUGUUGCCAAAGCUUCUAGAGAUGACGAUGUUGAAGAAGCUGUGAAGGAAUUAGUAGAUAUCAUGCUGAAGAGAAUGGAUGUAGAUUUGGAUGGAGUCAUAAAUUUUAAUGAUUUCCACGAGUCUGUAACGAAAACCCCUUCCUUGUUAGAGAGCUUGGGCUAUUGCCUGCCCGAGAGACCUGCAGUGUAUUCUUUUAUAGCCACUUGGUGCCCUAACUGGGGCAAAAUGUGAUGCAACAGCGAAAUAAUUAGAAGUUGUCUACUUUAAUGUAUGGACAAUAUUAUAAAGUUGCCUAUUAGUUCUGAUAUCGCUAAACUUUAUGGGUUAACCUUUGUUUAUCUUAUGGGUUAAACAUCAUAUGGCAAUAUUUAAAAUUUUAUGUAUAAUUAGGAUAGCGCAGACAAUACAACAUGUUAUUACUUGUGCAUAUUACAUCACAAAUUCCUUUUGUAUAUCUACUACUUUUGUUUAUACUAAAAAUGUUUUCCCAAAUGUUGCCUGGUAAAAGUACUUUUAAGAUUAAGUCAGCUUUUUGUUAGUUUUUUUCUAUUGAAUAGUGUUAAUUAAUAAACUUUUUUAAACUUA